Molecule: messenger RNA, 1446 nt
Organism: Baudoinia panamericana UAMH 10762
Lineage: Eukaryota; Fungi; Ascomycota; Dothideomycetes; Mycosphaerellales; Teratosphaeriaceae
Exons: 2
Coding region: 1-1446 (481 amino acids)
Biological process (GO): double-strand break repair via homologous recombination
Cellular component (GO): chromosome; cytoplasm
Molecular function (GO): ATP binding; nucleic acid binding; four-way junction helicase activity
Source: RefSeq, a predicted model, not a curated record
AUGCCUGCAAGGAGGCUGGAACAGAAUGUCGACAUCGACUUUACUCUUCGUAAAGUGUUCGGCAAGGACUCGUUCAGACCAGUCCAGCGCGAGGUCAUCACCUGUUCGCUCGAAGGCCGUGAUGUCUUUCUGCAGGCCGCGACGAGCUUCGGCAAAAGCCUGUGUUUCCAGCUGCCUGCCGUGGUCGACUUCGGCAUUACGAUUGUGAUAUCGCCGCUCCUUGCACUCAUGAACAACCAACUCGCCUCUAUGCAACGGGCGGGCAUCAAGGUGGCGACGAUCAACAGCACAACGAAGUACACUGAAAAGAAUGCGAUCCUUGAUGAUCUGAAAAGUGGCCAUCCUCGGAUUCGACUCCUGUAUGUAACACCAGAAUACUGUGAGCUUGACUACUUCCGCAAAGCUCUCCGCAUCGUGCAUGAGCAGUGCGAACUUGCUCGCAUUGCCAUCGAUGAAGCCCACUGCAUCUCAGAAUGGGGUCACGACUUCCGCCCGAGCUUCAAGAAGCUCGACUUCUUCAAGAAAGAGUUUCCAUCCGUUCCCAUGAUAUGCUGUACCGCCACCGCAACACAAAGAGUGCGAGACGACAUCGUUGACACGCUUGCACUUGAUCGCCUGAGAUUGAGAAGCUUUACUAUGACCACUCACCGCCCGAAUCUGCACUAUGAAGUCCGCUUCAAGAACGAUGAGGAGGACCAUUACCAUGACUUUACAAACUGGCUCAAGGCGUGCUACAACCGGCGACUAAACGAUCCACGGCGUAAUCUGGAGCUUACGCAGCGGAGAGAGCGAGUGACCAAUGUAGCCGGCAUCAUCUACACCCUCUUCCGCAAAGACACCGAGGCACUUGCCGCACGUCUCUGCGCAGAUGGCAUAGGUGCUAAACCAUAUCAUGCGGGACUGACGACAGAGCAGAAAGACGACCACCUGGCUGGCUGGGUCGCGAACAAGGAAGGCUACGAUAUUAUCGUCGCCACCACCGCGUUCGGCAUGGGCAUCGACAAAGAGAAUGUUCGCUUCGUAAUUCAUUGGCAGAUCCCAAAGUCGUUUGAAGGCUUCUAUCAGGAAGCAGGCCGCGCUGGAAGAGAUGCGAAAGCCGCCUGCUGCAUCCUGUACUACAGUCGUGAAGAUCGUGACCGAGCUGCCUUCCUCUUAGGUCGCGAGAACGAGCGCAACCUUAGCGGACCAGGUUUUGCCCGCGGUAAGGAAGCUUCGGUACAGCGAGCGAAGAGCCUGCAGGCCCUCAUAAGCUACUGUGAGAACGUCGGUGCAUGCAGACAUCAGCUCAUCGCGCAGUACUUUGGCGACACCACGCUGCCCAAGUGCGACUGGGCUUGUGAUUGGCACAAGGAUGCCGAUAAGCUGUUCAGAAGCAAGGAGGAGCACCUCGCUAGUGAAGAGUGGUGUGCCACCCAGAGGCAGUCUGGUGCGUACGAUGACACGUGA